AUGCUCUCCAUCAGGUCUCUCACACGUUCCGCGCCGCGCCAGCUUGGCCGCCUCUCUGCCGCUGCCGCUAGGCAAACUUCCGCCGCCCGGCCCACGACCUUGCUCCGGACGACGUCGUCUCUGAACAGCAUUGGCCGUGUCCAGCGUGUCUCUGCCUUCUCCACUUCGGUUUUCCGUCGCGCUGCCGCCGGCGAGACGGACGAAGAGCUAUCGGCCAAGCUCGAUAGUGAGAUUCAGUUCGAGGAGGAGGUCAAGCAGAACGAGCAGCUCCCGGCCAGCGUCAAGGAUUUCCUUGACAACAGCCCCUUUGAGAUUGAGGAUGUCCCGGGCAAGGAAGACGUGAAGCUCGUGCGCAAGUUUGGAGACGAGAAGAUCUCCAUCGUCUUCUCCAUUGCCGACCUCGCCAACUACGACCCGGAGAUGUACGAGCAGGACCGCGCCCUGGAGGACGAGGAUGACCUCGACACCGCCUCCAGCACCAACAAGCAGCAAUCCGGCGCCAGCCCCGCCGAGGAGGCCGAAGAGGAGCAAGAUUACGACGAGGCCGCGCCGCCCACCCGGCUGACCAUCGUGGUCGAGAAGCCCGGCCGCAGCCCCGGCGCGCUCAACAUCGACGCCGUGGCCCAGGACGGUGCCAUUGUCGUCGAGAACCUCUUCUACUACGAGGACGCCGCUCUCGCGAACCCGGCCACCCCGGCCGACGCCCAGCGCCGCGCCGACGUCUACCCCGGCCCCCCCUUCGGCAGCCUCGACGAGGACCUGCAGAUCCUGCUGGAGCGCUACCUCGAGGAGCGUGGCAUCACCCAGGCCCUGGCUGUCUUCGCCCCCGACUACGUCGACGUCAAGGAGCAGCGCGAGUAUAUGCGGUGGUUGAACAACGUCAAGACCUUCGUGGAUGCCUAA
This is a messenger RNA of Sodiomyces alkalinus F11, 903 nucleotides long. Its product is annotated as mitochondrial glyco protein. The coding region runs from base 1 to 903 and encodes 300 amino acids. Gene Ontology annotation, biological process: cytosolic ribosome assembly. Gene Ontology annotation, cellular component: mitochondrial matrix. The transcript has 2 exons. NCBI's taxonomy places the organism in Eukaryota, Fungi, Ascomycota, Sordariomycetes, Glomerellales, Plectosphaerellaceae. The record is from RefSeq and is a predicted model, not a curated record.